This is a messenger RNA of Motacilla alba alba, 5554 nucleotides long. It is a transcript of the gene ADAMTSL2, whose product is annotated as ADAMTS like 2. Bases 23 to 2920 code for a protein of 965 amino acids. The record is from RefSeq and is a predicted model, not a curated record. Gene Ontology annotation, biological process: extracellular matrix organization. Lineage: Eukaryota; Metazoa; Chordata; Aves; Passeriformes; Motacillidae. The transcript is spliced from 19 exons. Gene Ontology annotation, cellular component: extracellular matrix.
CUUUCUGGCUCUUGCAGGGAGGAUGAAGAUAUCCAAGUGGAGGUGGAGCAGCAUCUCCAUCAGUGCUCAGUCGCAGCUGAAAGGCACCCUGGCCCUUCUUCUCGUGGGCAAUGUUGUCUUUGUCAUAGCUCAGGACCUGGCACAGACGUCCAACAGCCUGGAGGAGGGGUCAGAUGUCACUGCUUACUGGUGGGGAGAGUGGACCAAGUGGACAGCGUGCACCAGGACCUGUGGGGGAGGUGUCAAAUCCCAGGAGAGGCACUGCCUGAGGCAGAGAAGGAAGUCAGUGAGUGGGCUGGCUAAUAAAACUUGCACUGGAACAUCCAAGAGAUACCAGCUCUGCAAAGUCCAAGAGUGCCCUGUGAACGGAAGGAGCUUUCGAGAGGAGCAGUGCUCAUCAUUUAACUCCCAUGUGUACAAUGGCAGAACCUAUCAAUGGAAACCUUUAUAUCCUGAUGACUAUGUUCACAUUUCUAGCAAGCCCUGUGACCUUCAUUGCACCACUGUGGAUGGUCAGAGACAGCUAAUGGUUCAGGCCAGGGACGGAACAUCCUGCAAAUACACGGAUUUCCGAGGGGUUUGCGUGUCUGGAAAAUGUGAGCCCAUUGGCUGCGAUGGCAUUCUCUUUUCCACCCACACCUUGGAUAAAUGUGGAGUUUGCCAAGGAGAUGGGAGCAGCUGCACCCACGUAACCGGCAGUUACCGGAAAGGAAAUUCUCAUCUUGGCUAUUCCCUGGUAACGCACAUUCCCGCCGGAGCGAGGGAUAUCCAGAUAGUGGAACGGAAAAAGUCUGCAGAUGUUCUGGCUGUGGCUGAUGAAGCUGGGUACUAUUUCUUCAAUGGGAACUAUAAAGUGGACAGCCCAAAGAACUUCAACAUUGCAGGCACGGUGUUCAAGUACCGCCGGCCCAUGGACGUGUACGAGACCGGGAUCGAGUACAUUGUUGCCCAGGGACCCACAAAUCAAGGGCUGAACAUAAUGGUCUGGAAUCAAAAUGGCAAGAACCCAUCCAUCACAUUUGAAUACACUCUCCUGAGGAAGCCACACUCAAAGAAUCUGCAGCCCAUCUACUACACCUUCUCCGAGUCGGAGAGCGAGGAGAGCCGCGAGUUCGAUGGAGACGUGCCAUUGGGCUUUAUCCAGCACAAUGCGACCUAUUUUGGGAAAAUCUCCAGGGAAAGGGUAGACUUGGAGAACCAGGUGUUUGGAAGGCAGGACACGGAGGAAGAUUUAAACUUGAGCAAAGGUCAGGAAACCAAUGAGGUCUAUGAAAGAGCAGAAACAAUUGACUGUGAGCCAAAACUGAAGGGCAAACAACCCCAAGAUUCAAACGUAACCAGGUCUACUUACCAGACAGACCAUGACGAGAGAGAGCCCGAGGCCAGGCUCAGCUCCAGGGAGUUCCUUCUGGAGAACGCCAUCACGGACAAGCUGCUGGGCAAGACUUCGGACUCCAAGGAGCUGCUGCUCAACAUGACCAUGAACAGCAUCUUCGCCCAGGGAGACCCGACCAACUCGGUGGGGUCACCCCUUGACAGCCUCUACGUGGACUACGAGGACAGCGAUGGCCUCGUCACCUACUCGGUCAACAGCACCUUCAUGGAGCUGAGCAACGGCAAAGCCACCAACACCUCUGCAGAGACACCCUUCUCCAACGCCACCGUCACCAUGAGCAGCCCUCAAGGGAACAGAACCCACAAAGCAAGAAACAGAUUGAAGUUGUUAAGAAAGGGCCAAGGUGUGAGUGCUGCUGACAUGUACAGGUGGAAGCUUUCCUCCCAUGAACCCUGCAGCUCUACAUGCACCACAGGAGUGAUGUCCACAUAUGCCAUGUGUGUUCGCUACGAUGGGAUCGAGGUGGACGACACCUACUGCGAUGCCAUGACCCGGCCCGAGCCCAUCCACGAGUUCUGUGCUGGGAGAGAGUGCCAGCCAAGGUGGGAGACGAGCAGCUGGAGCGAGUGCUCGCGCACCUGCGGCGAGGGGUUCCAGUUCCGCAUCGUGCGCUGCUGGAAGAUGCUCUCGCCGGGCUUCGACAGCUCCGUCUACAGCGACCUCUGCGAGUCGGCCGACAUCGCCCGGCCCGACGAGCGCAAGGUCUGCAAGAACCCGGCCUGCGGGCCCCAGUGGGAGAUGUCCGAGUGGUCCGAGUGCCCGGCGCGCUGCGGGGAGCGGAGCGUGGUGACAAGGGACAUCCGCUGCUCGGAGGAGGAGAAGCUCUGCGAUGCCAGCGCCCGGCCCCUGGCCGAGAAGAACUGCACGGGCCCACCGUGUGACCGGCAGUGGACAGUGUCCGACUGGGGACCGUGCAGCGGCGGCUGCGGGCAGGGCAGGAUGAUCCGGCACGUGUACUGCAAAACCAGCGACGGGCGCGUGGUGCCCGAGGCCCAGUGCAACCUGGACACCAAGCCCCUGGCCAUCCACCCCUGCGGGGACAAGAACUGCCCCUCACACUGGCUGGCACAGGACUGGGAGCGGUGCAACACGACGUGUGGCCGGGGUGUGAAGAAGAGGAUCGUGCUCUGCCUGGAGAUUGUCAAUGGCAAGAUCAAGACCCGCAGCCCCUCUGACUGUGACGUGGCCAAGAAGCCCGUGGAGGAGAGCACGUGCUUCGAGAGGCCCUGCUUCAAGUGGUACACCACCCCCUGGUCUGAGUGCACAAAAACCUGCGGGAUCGGCGUGAGGAUGCGGGAUGUGAAGUGCUACCAGGGCAAGGACAUCGUGCGCGGCUGCGACCCGCUGGUGAAGCCGGUGGGCAAACAGACCUGUGACCUGCAGCCCUGCCCCACAGAGCCCCCAGACGACAGCUGCCAGGACCAGGCAGGAACCAACUGCGCCUUGGCCAUCAAGGUGAACCUGUGCAGCCACUGGUACUACAGCAAAGCCUGCUGCCGCUCCUGCCGCGCCCCCCACUCCUAGGGCAGGGCUGCCUGAGCCAGGGCCCCACCUUCCACCUGCCCAUGCCCCCCUCACCCUGCUGACAAGGAUGCUUUUGGCCUGGUUUUUGUGUCCCCACCCGAGCAGAAGUCCUCUGCUGGCCGCUGGACGUUGGGAGCCCCCCGGGGUCAGAGCUGUACAGAAAUCGUGUAUAUUUGAUUCCCCCCCCCAAAAUCCAGCUGCACCCAAGGUCUUGUCCUGUUUCUUCCCUCGGUGCAAGGUUGGGGAUGGCGAGGGGAAGGUGUGAACUCUGGGAAGUGCAAGUUUCCCUCCACAAAGUGGGCUUGGUGCCUCUCUCCUGGUUUAUCCCCAGGCUCUCGUUAGCUGAAUUACCGUGGUGGGAAGCUGAGCCUCGUUUGUUAAGUGAACUCCAGCCCUUUUUUUGUAAUAUGUAGGUGUAUACUUUUUCAGAGAAUUUUAUCUUAUAAUCAAAUGUUAGUUUCAUAGUCCUUACAACCCCCCCCAACCCCCGAUGCUGACAUAUUGUAUAUAAUAUGGAAACAUAACUGCACUUUAUAUCACAAAAAAAGACGUGCUCUUUUUUAAUAUAUUUGUUUACGGACAGUGAACUUUAUCCACAUAAUCAUUAAUUUGUACUCAUAUGUAUAUUUUAAUAAAGUUGUCAUAUUUAUGGUGGUAUCUUGUUUUAUUCUCCAGUUUGUAGUGGAGUGCUGGGAACACUGGAAUUGGGGCUGGGGAUUUGCUGGUGCCCAGGGGAGGCAGAGCAGCUUUAAAUCAGAAGAAUCACAGCUGCUUGGACAGCGAUGCAAGGAAAAGUCCCAACAGUGGGGGAAUUUUGGGAUUUUGGGGGCCCUUUGGGGUUCUGUUUGGAAGCUGCAGCCCUGAAGCUCCUCAGGGCUUUGGGAGCAAAGAGAUUUCACAUGGUGCCAGUAAGAAAAGGGCCUUUCUGAGCUCCCAAGGGGUUAUUGCUCUGUGUUUUUACUGGUGUGGCCCCCAGACACUGAGCCAAAGGCUCUUUAGCAUCCCCCAAACUUCAGUGUGCACCCCAAGGGCUGCUGCAACCCUCCCUCAGCAGCAGGGAGCUCCUGAGCCCUUUGCAAACACCACCCCAAAUUUGCAGAUGCAGGGGCAAAAAAACCCAAAAGCAAACAACAAACCUCAAAACCCAUGUCAAAGUAAUUUAUUUUUUUUUUUUAUUUUUUGACUUUUUCCCUCCCCAAAUCCGAGAUUCCCAAAGUCCUGUACAACAGAUCACCAGGUGAGGGUUAGUGAAAGCCAACCAUUUGCUGAAUUUCCAAGCUACAAGGGAAAGAAACAAGGAAAAAAAGGAGGAAAGGAAGGCUGGUAGGAGAAAUCACGAAAAAUGGGAAGAGAAGGGCUCAAGGCAUGGGAACAAACCCCAGUGAGAACUGUACAUGGGGGCAUGGCCUGAGUGGCUGCAUCCCUCCGGGAUGUGCUGGGCCACAGGGACCAAGCCCGGAAUAUUCAACACGUAGGAAACCAACCCCAGCCCUCCCCACCCCAAAGAGAAACCCCCCCCAAGAAAGUCAAAGAUACUCAUUUGCAAAGACUGACUUGUACUUCAAAAGGUUUCCUGUGGAAUUAAAAGCCCUCGUGGUUGGAAGUAAAACACCCAGCCGGGCUGCAACAGUGUCCGUGAGCCCUGGGGGCUGCUUCUUCCCAGAACAUCUUGAAAAAGGAAAAAUCUCCCUGGAGCACAGCCCUGAGGCCAUCUGAGUCUCUGUGCAGCCAGUCCAUCCUCGCCAGCCAUCCCCAGGUGAUGAUUUUAACCUGAAUAAUGCCCAGUCCAGGAGAAACAGGGAAUUCUGUCACGUGGAGUGUGGUGAGGUUCGGAGGGGAGGAAUGGAGACAGCCAGGAGAAACCAGAGCAGGAGGCCCCUCAGAGCUGCAAUUCCUCUCCUAAAUCUCUGAGUUAGCCCGAGGGCUCCCUUGCAGCACAUAUGGUGCAGAGGGACCAGCUCUGAGCCUGCUGCUCCCCCAGGGCUGUCCCUGCUGCAUCCAGCGUGGGACAGAGCUGGUGCCACUGCCAGGCUGCCCAGCCACGGGAAAUGGCUCAAUGCAAAAUGCAAAUUAGAGGCUUUGAUCAAAUUUAAAAGUGUUUUGAUGCUGUUCUGUUUCUUUUGUGUCUUUUUGUCUUUUAUUUUUGUUUAAAAAAACCUCUCCCAAACAAAUAAAUGUGUGUAAAAAUGUGCAUGCAAGGGGUGGGCACACACAUGGUGACCCCCGUGCCAUGGAGCCCUCAGCCAGUUGUGUGUGGCAUCACUUGGAGCAGGGAUGUGAUUAUCCACAGGGAUGUUCCUCCAUCCCAAGGUGUGCUGUGUGUUAUUUCCAUCACCCAGUAAUGCAGAGGUUUCACAUCCCCAGCCCAGCUCCUCCAGGGGAUCCAUGAGGCCACUCUGGGGGGCUCCAGGGACAGGCCCAGCCACCAUCCUAACCCUGAGGGGAUUGUGCCUGGCUCCUGGGAUUAACCCUGGCUGGAGCAGUGGGAUGGGCUGGGAAUGGUGCAGGGCUCACACCCACAGCCACCCGCACGGCUGCAGCAGGGAGCAGCACAGCACAGGCUGGCAGGAGGGUGGCCGGUGACAGCCUUGCUUUGCUCGAGGACAUUUUGGGGUGGCUGAGUGUAUCCUGGGG